ACCAUAUAUAUUACAAGGCUAAUUCGAUUUCGAAAAAUAUAACAUAUUUUCAGUGGACUUACUAAUCAAAUUAUUAAUUUCAGUUGACUUUGUAAUCGAUGGCAUCUACAAAAAACCCUUUGCCAUUUGCUUCUCCUCACACAUUAGUCUCUCCAAACCAAAAAUGGUUUCCCUCUCGCAUUUCUUGGUUAUGCUAAUCUCCACAUGUUUCUUCCUCUUCUUCCUCCACAAAUGGCGCCGCAGUCAUUCUCCAAAGCCCCGGACACGCCUGCCUCCGUCUCCACCAAAGUUUCCGCUAAUCGGAAACCUCCACCAGCUGAGCUCAGUCCCCCACAGAUCCCUCCAGUCACUCUCCCUCCGCUACGGCCCCCUCAUGCUGCUCCACUUCGGCGAGGUCCCCGUCCUCAUCGCCUCCUCGGCCGAGGCUGCGCGUGAAAUCAUGAAAAACCAGGACCUGAUCUUCUCAAACAGGCCACAACUCAGCAUCGCGAGCCGGCUGUUCUACAACAACCGGGACGUGUCGUUUGCGCCAUAUGGAGAGUACUGGCGGCAGAUCCGCAGCAUAUGCGUGCUUCAUCUUCUGAGCAACAAAAGGGUUCAGUCCUAUCGCGGCGUGAGGGAGGAAGAGACUUCCCUCAUGGUCGACAAGAUCAGAAGGUUGUGUGCUUCUUCAAAGACUGUGAACUUGAGCGACGUCAUGACAUCGCUGACAAACGACGUGAUUUGCAGAGUGGCGCUGGGGAAGAAGUAUGGUUUGGGGAGUGAUUUCAAGGAGGCGUUUGCUGAGUUUGGGGUGCUGUUGGGGAUUUUACCUUUGUGGGAGUACAUUCCAUGGCUGAGAUGGAUGAGAAGGUUUGAUGGUUUGGAUAAGAGAGCAGACAGAGCUGCUACGAAGAUGGAUGGGUUUUUGGAGACUGUGAUUCAAGAACAUAGGGUUAGGGAGAGGAGAGAAGGAGAUGGUGGCGAGCUGGAUUUUGUGGACAUAUUGCUUGAUUUUCAGAGAGAGAAUGGAAGUCGCACCCCUGUUGAAGAUGAAACUAUCAAAGCUAUAGUCUUGGAUAUGUUUGCUGCAGGAACUGAUACUACAUAUACAGCUCUUGAGUGGGCGAUGACGGAGCUGAUACGAAAUCCAGAAAUAAUGAAAACUUUGCAAAAUGAAGUGAGAGAAGUCGCUGGAAAUAAGGACGAAAUUGAUGAGCAAGACUUGGAGAAAAUGUCUUAUCUGAAAGCAGUGAUGAAGGAGAGUCUAAGGUUGCAUCCGCCGGUCCCAUUGUUGGUCCCUCGUGAAUUAACUCAAGACACAACAGUAUUGGGCUAUGAUAUCGCAUCACGUACGCGUGUGAUGACUAAUGUUUGGGCGAUUUCUAGGGAUCCUUCAUUGUGGAAAUAUCCUGAGGAAUUUCGCCCAGAGAGAUUCCUUGGAAUGGACAUAGACUUUAGAGGUUUGCAUUUUGAGUUGACUCCCUUUGGGGCAGGCAGGAGGGGUUGCCCCGGUAUUACAUUUGCGGUGGCGGUGGAUGAGCUUGCCUUAGCCAAGUUGGUACACAAGUUCAAUUUUAGAUUGCCUAAUGGAGCGAAAAUGGAGGAGUUAAAUGUGAGUGAAUCUAAUGGAAUCACAAUCCAUAAAAAGUGUCCUUUGCUUGUUGUAGCUACUUCACAUGUAUUUUAGGUAACACGAUGUGUAUAUUUUAAAAAUCAGACUGGAUCAUUCGGUUCACCCGAGAACUAACAUGUUGCCUAGUCCGAUUUGGACAUGGAGAUUGCUUAAUAACCAUCUUGUACCAAAAAAACUGGUAUUGCAAUUCCUUGUAUAUUUAUGUAUAAACUGUAAGGGUUUUGAUAUAUGCAAAAUUCAAUUUUAAUAAA
This is a messenger RNA of Salvia splendens (bonfire salvia), 1866 nucleotides long. Its product is annotated as cytochrome P450 71A6. The transcript has 2 exons. Bases 164 to 1669 code for a protein of 501 amino acids. Gene Ontology annotation, molecular function: monooxygenase activity; oxidoreductase activity, acting on paired donors, with incorporation or reduction of molecular oxygen; iron ion binding. NCBI's taxonomy places the organism in Eukaryota, Viridiplantae, Streptophyta, Magnoliopsida, Lamiales, Lamiaceae. The record is from RefSeq and is a predicted model, not a curated record.